Pocillopora meandrina is the source of this 24028-nucleotide messenger RNA. The record is from the annotation of a GenBank genome assembly. NCBI's taxonomy places the organism in Eukaryota, Metazoa, Cnidaria, Anthozoa, Scleractinia, Pocilloporidae.
AGAUCGAUUUGGGAACAAAAUGCGUGGUAGAUAUGGACGAUACGCAAACGAUAUUGUUUUCAUCGGCCUCGAGAGACAGGUCUGUGCGAACGCUCGAAUGUGGGGACAACGUGCCACUUCGUAUUUUUAUUUUCAUUUUAUUUGUAAAUUUUUACGAAUUCAAGGUGUUUAAGUUAUCGAUCUGACACCAGAGUAAUAUUCUGGAUGUCUAGAUUUACAGUUUUAUCGCUUCUUUAUCAUCAUUUUCUGUCAUUUGGAGGUGAAAUCGCGCGUGUAGUUGGUUCCUCGCAGGUUUUUGUUUUGAAUCAUAAUUGCUUUAAAAUUAUUGAUUUUUUGAAGAUAUUUUGCAUUCUUAACCAAACACCGUUACGUAAGGUUUUGUGCAUUGCCCAUUUCUUCGUUUCAUGGUGAUCUUUUCCUUUUUCGUGCUUGUUUUUUGAGGAUCCAUUAAAGACACAUUUUAAGAGAUACGACUUCUAUUUCCGCUGUCACUUUCCACGCUAAUGAUUGAGGUUUCUUAUGCUAUAAUGGUGAAUAUUUCUCCGCUUUCUUAUCUUCGGUAUCAAGCUUGCAUCUGUUUAUAGGUGAGAGAAUACUUGACAAUGUCUCGCUUUCCGAUCGAAAGGAUUUUUCAGUGAUUGUAACGUGUUCUGCCCUAUUAUUAUAUAACACAAAUUCCAGCCUUGUUUUAAAGAUUUAAUAAGCCGUGGUUAACACUGAAAAUCUACUCAGCGCUGCAAGUUAAAAGUAGCUCUCGUUGAAAGCGGUAUUAUCUUCAGACGUCAACAGAAUCACUGUCUUAAACCAUUGGAUUAGCUUUCGUCUUGCUGUGAUUUACAGAUUUGUCGCAUUUUUACAUGAAAGUACGCUCGCGAACGCUAUUGUUCAGUGAUCAAUAUUCCUGUCGGCAGAAGCAUUUUAUAAAGGAAAUAAAUAGUUUCCGUUAUCAAACUGUCUUCAACAUUGAAGUCUACAAAUCGCUCGAAGGGGGCCAUAGCUUUUUAAUUGGAACGGAAAUAAUUGGUGAUGAUGAGUCGUUCGAGAAUCUUUCUCUGCCCACUUAGUCUUCGUUGUAAACAAUGGCAAGCCGGUUGAUUGCUUUCAAAAAGACCUGUAAACAAAAUGGGCUUAAAAUUACUAGAAAUGUAAACACAAGACGAGCAAUGAUUUGCAGAGUCAAGAAUUAACUUCCACUCGAGAUAUUUGUGUCGAGUGUUGAUGAUUUGAUUCGAAGUGUGCCAAAUAAAUGCUUGUCAUUCUGUUCGAGUAAUCGGUUUUCCUUCAGGCAAUUCUAGAAGUUUUGAUCAUUCCAUGUACCUAGACGUAAUUUUAAUCAAUAUGUAACAUGAAAGCUCAAUUCUAGUUACUGAUUUCGGUUUUUCUUUUUAUUCACAUUAUUCUUGGAUUUUUUCUGGAGACAGGAAGAACACAAAGGUAUGUUUAACCAGGGUCAUAAUAAUUUGCAGUUUAGUUACAGCGGAAACAAGUAUUUAGCCUCUGUCCACGCACCUUCCUUCCUUUUAUGCAUUUUAAACUUAUUUUGAUAUUUUGUCCAAGCUUUGUGAAUAAUUUUUAUACAAAAAGAUUUUUUACUCUGUCUCCAAUUUAAUCCUCUUGUUUAUCACAAGAGAAAAGAUAAAAAAAUAAGAUUAAAAUUUAAAAUAAUUUGCCAGAUUGAUAAAGUGUGGAAAUGUUAUUACAAGCACGUAUGAAAAAGUGAUACCUCUGUACUGAGCAAAAAUGGCAUCAAUGCAUUAAUGAAAAUUAAAAAUAUGUGUAUGAUUUAACAAAGUUUUUAAUUUGUCACUCUUAGAGGGAAUAUUAAAUCAAUCCUGACAGAAUAUAAGUUUGUAAAUGUUAUUAAAAGAUCUCUAAAAAUUUUGUUAUUUAUCCUUAAAUGCAUUCUGUUUAGAUUUAAUUUUUGUAAAUUUAAGGGCAGGGUGAAUUUGAUAUGAGAAAAUAUGUGUCUAAACAUUGUUUUAAAACAUUGUUUUUAAAGAUGUUUUUUUCAUAUCAUUUUUUUUAUUAAAAUUUCUUAAGGGGUGAUUUUCUGGGACCUAAUGUUCAAGUUUCCUUAACUCCUUGUACAUGUUUGUCACAUUUGAAAAACACUUUUUUUAUUCCUCAUAAGUGCAGCAUAUAUUCCAGACCUUUUUAAUGAAGAAAAGUGUUUUGUUAUCUUUUCAUUGCCUUGCAUAUGUGUUCUUGAAAUGGUAUGACUGUUUUGAUUAAUGGCAUUCUUUGAAUUUUUUCUUUAAAAAGACUUUUGCAUUUGAUCACUGCUUUUGGUCGAUGGAAGAAAGUAACAACAAAUAUGCAAGUAAGUUCAUGCCUACCUUUAACCCUUUACAUCCUAAUAUCUGUAUGCAUAUUCUCCAUACUGUUCUCUCUACAUUUCCCAAGGUGCUGACAGGGAGAAUUUGUGUAACAAUCAAGACCUUUAGUUGGUGAUUAGUUAUAAGAAACUGUAUCAAAAGGGCUAUUGUAAACUUCGAGACGUAAUUUCUUGAUUCCCUUUAUUGAUUCGUACUUACUACAACAACAUCUAAUUCGUAUCAUAAAAACCUAAACUUCGUAACUUCGCAUAACCACUCGUCUUCGCUUCGAAAAGGUACUACUUAUAUUACUUGGCUCACGUGUCUGUCAAUCAACAAAAUCACUUCUGCACUGUACAAACAAAACCACAUAUCUCAUUACAUAAUUGUUCUUGCGUGGGACGUCUCAAUGUUUCUUACAAGGGCUAAGGAAGGUCAUAGUUAAAAAUCAAUAAGGAAAGAUCAAACAAUGGAAAAAAACUUGAAGUCAUUGAUGUGACAAUGGCUAUUUUGCUGUUCUGUGAAGUUAACUUGUCUGUUGGUGUGUGUUUGUAGUGUUUUAUAUUGUUCUGAAAUGUUCAUGUUUUCUUCCAAGUCCUUGUUUUAAUGCUGUACUUUACAUGCAUUGAUUUUAAUUCUGUUUAAGGUAAAACAUGAGAAUUGCUCUUAAAAUUUAUCAUAAGUUUAUUUAGUAACUUUUUAAAUAAGUGGUGUGAAGGUUGGAAAAUUGGCAGUUCAGUAUUGAAAUCAAAGCUAUUUCAAAUGAAGAACUUCCUGCCUUGAAUUUCCUGGACAAGGCAAGUGGGAAAAGCAGCUGUAUUCUUCCAGUUUCUAACCUUGCCCCACCUACAUUAAUUUAGAUUUUGACUUUUUUUGGGAAUCUGAAUUAAGGCAUGAAUGAAAGUGAUCCUUGCAGUGAUGAGCACUACAUGAGCAGUUCACAGCACAUCUUUAUCCGCAGUUCAAAUAUAUGGCUUUUAUAUAUUCUUAGCCAUUUAUUCAUCACUUCACGGGUUUAUUUGGAACCAACGUAAUGACCAGCUCCCAGUUGGCUUGUUAGCUCAGUUGGUAGAGCCCUGCACUGGUAUCGCAGAGGGCAUGGGUUCGAAUCCUGUACAGGCCUGAAUUUUUUUCAGGCCUUAUUUUCACUACUGCUUAAGUAGUGCACAUUACUGCGAGGAUCACUUUCUUUCACGUCUUUAUCCGCUGUUCAAAUAUAUGACUUUCAUAUAUUCUUAGCUGUUUAAUCUGAAUUUAGUUACACCAUUUUGUUACUCUCAUUUUCUGAAGCAUGCCUUACAUGUUAAAUUGUAUAGGGAAAUGAUGAAUUGUAGGAAAUUGCUCAAUUCCUGAUGAACAUACUAUUUAUUUUGGGCUUUCAUUACAGAAUGUCAUAACAGGGAAGUAGUGGAUAGUAGCAGAAGAACAUCCCCCAUUUCUGUAGAAAAAGUAGUCCUGCAUGUUGAAAUUUGGAUAGAAAAUUUGAGAAUUUUCCAUUAUCCAAACUUAAUGAGUGUCUUUCUACUCUUUUCUCUUGUUAUGAUUCACUGGAUAUGCAAAUUGGAAGGUGUUUAUUGGUAAUCCAAUUGAAACAAUCUGAUCUACAUAAGAAAUAGCUAUUUUAUAGAAGAAUUUUGUCGGAAAAUGAGAAAUAAUUUAUAUAUUCCAAUUAUGGAGUUGCAUUAGUAUACAACAGCAUAUUGGGAAGGUCAGUUCAAACAGUGAUUGAUACAAAUAAGUUUACUUGUUGUUGGUAGCCAUGUAGUAUUUUUGUGCUAUUCUAUUGUAACCUAUUCUUUAAAAUGAUAAAUCACCAACAAUAGGAAAACAAAAGGUCUACCUUAUACAUACUAAUGCAGAUGUGUCAAGUCAAUGCAUGCACAUGCAAUUUUUUAACUUACACUUUUUUUUAAUCACACUUGCAUGCAAUUUUUUGGCAUUUUCUAUGUGUUUUUUGAUUAACAUAUAUGUGAGCAGUACUGUACUUCACAGAUUGUAUAUCUUGAAAAAAUUGAGUAUAAAUAUUUCAAGUUUGGUGUUUACAAUGCCUGUUAAUCUUUCCCAUUGACAGUCAUCUUUCUGGCUUAUGGUUUAAUCCUUUUAUUUUUAAUGGAUUGUGUUCUGUCACUCAAGUGGAUAUUGUCUUUUUAAGAUUCUUACCGCACUAGGAUUUUUUGCUUAUCUUUAUAAUGAAUUUCUUUUCUGUCACCAAAAACACCUCAAAAUAUAAUAAUAUUACUUGAUGUAUAAACGGCUUAAAGUAAGUUGGCUGAGUUUUCAUUGUUUACUCUUCAUUUAGCGCAUUGCAGACGUACAUGUUAACAUCGACCUUUUCCUUUCAUUUAAAAUUGUCAACCAUUAAUCAAAAGAGCAAGUAAAAGUUAGUCUCCAAGGUGUAUGCUGUGAGUCAAAAUGUCACUGUUUUACAACCUGUUCUUGUAAAGUUGGAAGUUUGUUAAUAGUGAUGCACUGAUGAUUUUUCUGUUUCUGUUUCAUUUAUCAGGCCAAGAAAAAGUUUACAAGUGUCUUGGUGCAGAUGUUUUGGAGAAUUCCUUUGAGGGCUACAAUGCCUGUAUUUUUGCUUAUGGACAAACAGGUAAAAAGAGAAUGCAUCAGCUGUGAUUUACAAGGCAGCUUCUCAUGCUUGUCUUUUCUUCCUCUAAUUCUUUUUCUACUACGUUAGUUCUUUGUGAUUACAUUGGACUUCAUAACGAGAUCUGAGCUUAAGAACUGACCAGGACCAUUGAUACCAACAAAGUGUCAGGAAUGUAUGACAGAGCCAUAGGAGGGAGGCAUGCUGGGAGGAGGAGGGGGGCAUGGGGAAAGGAGGAGGGGGACAUGUGGGAAGGAGGAGGGGGGCAUGUGGGAAAGAGGAGUAACAAUGCUCCUCUCCCCUUUAUGCUACAGAAACAGUGAUACAUGUAAGUUGUGGCAAUGGUGUGCUAUCUGGGUUCUUCACUCAUGUAACUGACAUCAUUCCUUCCUUGUUUUUAGGAUCGGGAAAGACAUACACCAUGAUGGGAAGCCAGAACCAGACAGGCCUGAUUCCCAGACUGUGUAAUGAACUGUUUGAUCGGAUUUCAAGUGUAAGUUGAACUUGCCAUAAAUAAGUGGAAGUUGGGCAUCGAGAUGGAAUGAACAAAAAUGUGUUCAACAAACUAUUUAUCUAUUUAUCAAACAUUUCACAUUUACUAACUAACAUAUGUCACUACAAUCUUUCCCUCAGAAUGAAGAUGAGAACAUCACAUACAAAGUGGAAGUCUCCUAUAUUGAGAUCUACAAUGAGAAAGUCAGAGAUUUGUUGUGCCCUAGAGGGUAUGUCAAUGAUAUCUAUGUUUGUACAAGUCGGAACAUACCUGUAUAGAUUUUGCCUCUUUUAUUUAGGGUAGCAUAGGGGUUCCUGAUCCUUUUUCAUGCACAAGUUUUAGAAUACAUGCAAACUGAAAGCAGAGUAGGAAUUUACCUUUUUUGAUGAGAUCUACAUUUGUAUAAGUUGCAACAUACCUUUUUAGAUUUUGCUUCUUUUAUUGAGGGUAGCAUAGAGGUUCCUGAUCCCAGUUCAUGCACAAGUUUUGAAUACAUGUUAACCAAGAGAAAAGAAGGAAUUUGCCUUUUUUUUCUGGAUCACAUAAAUACAGAUGAUAUUUCAUAAUAAAUCUAGUGAUGCAUUUUUAAUUUGGCAUUAAAUAAUGUAAGAUAUUUUUUGUUUAGAAACCAAGCAACACUAAGAGUGCGAGAACACAAGAUUUUAGGGCCGUAUGUUGAAGGACUCACAAAGCUUGUUGUGUCAUCCUUCAAGGUAAGUUUUAGUACAGCACAAAUAACAUUCCUGUAAAAUCUAGAUGAGUAAGAAUUAUGAAUUAUCUUGAAUUCUCAAAGAUAAUAAAUUAGUCUUAGCAUGGAGUUAUGUUAUCCUUCAGGAUAUUGAGAAUCUAAUGAUUGAAGGAAACAAGUCCAGAACUGUUGCUGCUACCAACAUGAACACAGAGAGCAGCAGAUCACAUGCAGUGUUCAACAUUGUGCUCACAAGAUCCGAGUACGAUAAAGAAACAGAGGUAUAUAUUAAUAACCCUUUAACUCCCAAGAUCUCAUUAGUAAUUCUCCCAACUGUCUGCCAUACAGUUCUUGUUAUGUUUAAUUGGAGAAUUUGGUAUUGGAUCAACUUACAAUCCCCCAAUUGAUAUUUUUCUUUAUUCUCAUCACUUAAUAUUGUAUUAAUAUUGUAAGGAGAAAUUCUAUCUUGGUCACUCAUGGGAGUUAAAGGGUUAAAUUGUAACAAAAACUUUAACCUGAAAUGUUUAAUUUUGAUGAAGAAUCUAGUUAUCCAUUUCUUUGAAUUUUGUGUAUUUUUGACCAUUUCUAUAAACUAACUCAUUCAAGAUCCCAGAUCCAUAGUAAUUAACAUAACUUUGAUGUUUUACAGUCUAUUGGUGAAAAAGUGAGCAAACUAAGUCUUGUAGACUUGGCAGGCAGUGAAAGGGCCAGUAAGAGUGGGGCUGAGGGAGAGAGACUUAAAGAGGGCAGUAACAUCAACAGGUACCUUCUACUUUGGGCCUCUCAAUUUGUGCCCCUCUGUGUUUGUUCAUGAUAGCUACAUGGUGCUGUAGUGCAGUGAAGCUGUUGACUGUGGUUGAUAAGUUUUAUCAAUUUUGUUUCAGAUCCCUGGUUACUCUGGGUCAAGUUAUUUCAAGUCUCGCUGAGGUAUUCCAGAUUGGUCAAAUUUAAUUCUGUCUGUCUCAGAAAACAGUUGUUUCAAUGUUUUACACUGUUCAGAUGUAUUCUUCUGAAAUUCAGCUACUCUAGAUGCUGCAAGACAUAUGAAACUCUUUAAGACAUUUUUUUUACUUCUUUUUAGUCUGGAGGUAAAGGAAAGAAGGCUCUUCAUGUGCCAUACAGAGAUUCAGUUCUCACUUGGCUAUUAAAGGUAAGGAAAACAACAAACAAGCAAACAACAACAGCAACAAAGACAUAGCUAAGGGGAAAUGAUAAAGGUCUCAAUACACAGUGCUUGUUUUAGAAUACAUGAAGAGAUGAAUGUGGUUUUAUUAAAAAGGAAAAUUACUGAGUUCCAUUGAACUGUGAGUUCUGUAUGAAUGAUCAAAUGGAUGCGUGAAAAAAGAAGCCAAUUUUCUGAUUUCUUCUCUCAAGUCUAGGAGAUACACUGUGUGUAAAUGUAUUUGAUCCAAAAUAUGUAAUUUUUUGAUCUGCACUAUGGGUAAAUAUUGAGAUUUGAAAUUCAGAAAAAUGAACAAAUCAAGGUUGUUAAAUCAGGCUUUUUCUUAAAUCCCUCUGUGGCCAUUCUGAAGAAGCUCUUAUGUUUUGCUAAUAUUAGGACAACCUUGGUGGCAAUAGUAAGACAGUGAUGGUGGCCACAGUAAGUCCUGCUGCAGAUAAUUAUGAGGAGACCCUCUCUACAUUAAGAUAUGCUGACAGAGCAAAACGUAUUGUUAACCAUGCUGUGGUGAAUGAAGAUCCAAAUGCAAAGGUAUUAUGACUUCCUUUAAUUUGUAUUUUUUUUCUUAAAUUUCUCCCUUAGAUCUGGUGUGAAAUUUGAAUUUGGCUUGAUUUGACCUAGGACUCUAAAUUAAAACUGGGGCGAAAACUCUGGCUGGGAUAUCUGUGUGGUGUUUGUGAACAGGAUACUUAGCUACUACAUUGCCUUUCUCUACCCAUGAGUGUCAGGGAAACUUGAAAUGCAGGGGGGGGGUGGGAGAGGGUGACAGGCAAGCAUCUCAUCCAGGUGGAGUAGCAAAACAAGUUGGAAAUUUAAACUACUUAAUCCUUUUCUGAUGGUGAUUUUUCAUGCAAUUUUGACAGAUUAUCCGUGAAUUGCGCGAGGAAGUUGACCGUCUUAAGAGAAUGCUUGCAGCUAAAAUUGCUGGGAAGUCGCACAUUGUUGAACCUGGAGAGACCACCAUUGAGAUUAAAGAAAUGUUGUCUGAGAGUGAGAAGCUGAUGAGUGAGUGUACAAUGACAUGGGAACAGAAGGAGAAACAGACAGAAAAAAUUCAGCAGGUACAUUCAUGAAAAUUGAUAGCAUAAAAAUGUUGUUUAAAAACUGUGAGUUGAGUAGCUGCCAUAGAAACUCCUUGGUUGUAUGCACAUCUCUUUAGACCAUUUUUUUCCCUUUCAUAUAAAUUUCCCUUGUCCCUUUGGCUUAGACGUACGAAAGGGAAGCAGCCCCACCCUGACCAAAGGGACACCCUACCCUCUAGAUACAGUGCCCCUUUAAUAUUUACCAAAGUGAGAGUUGUCAUCAGUAGAGGCUCAUGUUUAUUUUGUUCUCUUAAAGUCAUUUGGUGAAACAACUUCAAAGUGAAAUAGUAUUUCUAUUUUCAACAUAUUAAAUGAAUGUUUUAAUUUCACUUAACCAUAUACAAAGUAAGUUCCCCUUGAGCAAAACUCACUCAAAAAAUUGCAGAAUUCUUUAAGGUUUUCUUUACAUUGUUGAACUCAGGAAAGACACAAGGCUCUUGAAGAGAUGGGAAUCUCAGUGCAAUCAUCAGGAAUUGCAGUGGAAAAGUCCAAGUUCUAUCUGGUCAAUUUGAAUGCUGAUCCGUCGAUGAAUGAACUGCUUGUUUACUAUUUAAAGGUGAUAAAAGGAACUUAUCAGCAGAUAAGAAUGGUAGUCAUGCCCUUUUCUAUGGAUACCAUACGAUCUUUACAAGAAUGUUGUAAUUAGCAGUUGAAAACUUUUGUUUUUAAAGUACAGUGUGCUGUGGCUAGUGUUUACACAAGAUCCUGCUUCUUCUUAUCAUAUAAAGUAUUAUACAGAAGCAAAAUGUAAAUUCCCAGUACAUGUAGAUAAGAAUUUUCAUGAGUUUAUGUCACCUGUAUGCUGUUGUUGUCCUAUGGAUGCCACAAGUUGUAAAAAUUUAUUUCCAAAGAGAAUUUAGUAUUGGAUCAACUUAUUAUACCCAAGUUUAUAUAUUUCUUUAUUCUCAUCACUUAUCUGGUUGAUAUUGUAUUGAUAUUGUAAGGAGAAAUUCUGUCUUGGUCACUCGUGGGAUUUAAAGGGUUAAGCCCAUUGUUGAAAUGUGCACCUAAGCUGACCCUGGCCCAGGAGCAUGAGCUUUGUAAUAAAUAUGAUGAUUUUUAUCAAAUUAUUUUACCGUUAUUCAUUUGUGCAAAAUUUAAUUUUCUCGCAGGAACAUACUAUUGUUGGAAGACCCGAUGCCACACAUGCCCCAGUGAGUAUGAAAAUUGAUCAUAUGUUCCAAUAUAGAAGAAAGUGACUUAUCAAAGAUAGCAACCAGGGUGGAACUUGGGCAUGAUGUGAAAAUUACCCAGAAAAAUCUUUCUGAGUUCCAGAGGCUGAGAAAUUUUGUAAAGUUCGAAACGGGUUCGGAACGAUUUUGGAAGGGUUUCUGAAAGAUUUCUUAAUCUGGUCUUUGUUACAAUUUCUGAUUUCUGAAGAGGGUUUCUGGACGCUACCUUAAGGUUCCUAAAGGGCUUACAAAGAUGUUUCUAAAUGAUUCUAAUGAGGGUUGAAGAGAUACUGUAGACAGAAGUUUCUACUGGACUGUCUUAGUAGGUUUUACAGUCGAGUCGCCCGAAACCUGAGUCAUGUUGCCCUAAAUUUCAGUUAUGUCGCCCGAAACAAAAAAAGUCAAGUCGCCCGAAGAAACAAAUAUUAAAAAGAUAUGAAUUUCAGACUGUUAAAAGGCAAUAACGUUGAGAAAUUUUUAUCACUAAAGCGCUCUUUGUUUCCGACAACACCAUGAAGAUUCUUAAAGUGUUGUUCGUUCCUAACAACAAAGGGAAACGUUGUUCGUUUCCAACAACAAAAUGAAGCGUUGUUCGUUUGGUAUGUAAUCGUUUCUUACUCACGGACGUUUCGUAAGCUUAUGGAACUUUUUCUUGGUUUCUAACAAUACCAUGAAGACUUUGACUACGCAGAAAUCGAUCGUAUGCUCGGAAUUGAAAUAUGUUUGAGCAACGAUUCUAAAAGCGUUGUUCGUUUCUAACAACAAAGGGAAUCGUUCUCCGUUUGUAACAAAAAAAUGAAGCGUAGUUCGCUUGGUAUGUACUCGUUUCUUACUCACGGACAUUUCAGAUGCUUGAGAAACUUUUUCUUGGUUUCUAACAAAGCCAUGAAGACUUUGACUACACAGAAAUCGAUCAUAUGGUCAGAAAGGCCAUAUGAUCGGCUGUAAUCGUCGCACUAUAGAGCUUGUUGGCGUGGUUUAACGUCAUCAUCACACUCAAUGCAAGGAUGAAUGCUCAUUUUGAUCAGUUCGUAUUCUUAUUGUAGCUAGCUUUACCCUCUUCAUAUAUACUUUGAUCGGAUCAAAAUAUACAUGACCAGAGGAAACAGAGCACAACUACAUAAUUUCUGCCAGUUCUGAUCCAAAGGGAAAUGAUGCUAUCUGACUACUACUGUGAAAAAAGUCAAGCAUAAACAAUAGACUGUUAUCCUAAAAGUAUCACGCUUACCUUACGCAAGGCAACAAGUUAAUUUUUAAUGUUACGAAGUUUACAUAAAACACAACAUAACUUUAUUUUUGUUACACGCUUUACCUUUUACCGACUUGUCGAACGCGACAAUCGACAUUCGUUUACCAGGUGUUUUCAUCUGUUAUUGUUAAGAAAGUCACGAACAGAUCAGAAAAUUAGAAACGGAGAACGAUUCCCUUUGUUGUUAGAAACGAACAACGCUUUUAGAAUCGUUGCUCAAACAUAUUUCAAUUCCGAGCUUACGAUCGAUUUCUGCGUAGUCAAAGUCUUCAUGGUAUUGUUAGAAACCAAGAAAAAGUUCCUUAAGCUUACGAAACGUCUGUGAGUAAGAAACGAUCACAUACCAAACGAACAACGCUUCAUUUUGUUGUUGGAAACGAACAACGUUUCCCUUUGUUGUUAGGAACGAACAACACUUUAAGAAUCUUCAUGGUGUUGUCGGAAACAAAGAGCGCUUUAGUGAUAAAAAUUUCUCAACGUUAUUGCCUAUUAACAGUCUGAAAUUCAUAUCUUUUUAAUAUUUGUUUCUUCGGGCGACUUGACUUUUUUUGUUUCGGGCGACAUAACUGAAAUUUCUGGCAACAUGACUUAGGCUUCGGGCGUGAUGACUCUCGGGCGACUUGACCGGUUACCCUUAGUGGAGAGGGAGACUUCAUUCAAAGUAAAGUUUACUACCCUUAGUGACUUUUUUAUAAUUUUUUUUUUCAUAGGAUAUUCAACUGGGCGGGCUUGGAAUAUUACAGGAGCAUUGUCAGCUUGAUAUAGAGGGCAAUGAAGUGUAUGUUACACCGCUAGCCAAAACAGGGUAUGUGCAUUGUACUUCUUAUAACUGAGGUUCAAAAAGUAUCAAAUAUUACCAUGUUUAUUGUACAGCUGUAAGCUAAGCUUACUACUGUUUUAUCUGUGUGUAGCACGUGUGUUAACGGAAGACUUGUGGAAGAGAAGACGCAGCUCAAACAUGGAGAUCGUAUUCUGUGGGGGAACAACCAUUACUUCAGAAUAAACUGUCCCCGUCUACCAGGUGUGUAGAGCUGAAAUUAUUCCUCAGUGUUUAUUCUUCUUCUCCUACCUUCGUCCCUGUUCCUUUGGUCACUCUCUUACUGGGUUAGGUGCCUCAGUGGCCAUGUGGCAACUUAUAACCUCUACAUACUUUUUAACCCUUUGGCAAACAGGAAGUGAACAGCAAGUGGAACAAACGGUUGAUUUUCAAUUUGCCCAGACGGAGUUGAUGAUGAAUGAAAUGAGCGCAGGUAAACGUACAUCACAUUGAUUUUUUUUCCAGUACAUUUCUAAAUGUUACCUCUCAUUCAGUCGCUUGCUGAGUGGAUUUCAACUGCGUUGUACACCCAUGGAUAUGAUAUAAUUAUUCGGGCGCACGCUGAAAACAAAGACAGCGUAGUUCAGUGCCGCUCAGCGCAUCAAAUCGCUCGCAAAACCUCUCAUGCAGCCACGUAGGAUGUUGUGUAUCUGCCUGUGUCUGUUGAUAUUGGUUAGUAGUCUAAAUAAAGAAAAAACGCAGUAAUGGUGUUAAAAUCAAAUCCCAUAUCACUGUUUUUUUUCCUCAUUUUCUUGGCCAGGGCCCCUCAAGGAAUCUGUCAAAGCUCUUGAAGAGCAAUAUAAAGCGGAAAAACAAGGUAAAGUGAAAAAAAGAGAAAAAUCGCGGUGAGAUUUUUGAAAGCAGUAUAAAAUACUCAAAUGCACGUAAGACGUUUUAACCUUUGACUCAAUAGAACGCUUUUCCGUGAAGUGUAGCAAACCUAAAACCAACAAUGACAAUAAUAACUUUAUUUUAAGAGGGAGGCGCAACAACCUCUUACAGUUUUCUAAUUGACGGCCAAAAGAAUUAUCAGGGAACCGUCUUAACAAAAGAAAAUUUCGCAGUCAUUCAACAUUAAAUUAGAUUGAAACAAGCAUACUGCCUGACGUGCGUAAGACUCAAGUGAUCAAGUCGGAAUUAGUUUUAGUUUUAAAUGUGAUUGGUGCAAGGAUUUUGACCAAUCAUAGACCGCAGUGAAGCGAAACCAAUGAAUGGCGGAGUGUUUAGGACUCUUCAUGACAGAUUUCUUUAAUUCAUGCUUUUCAGGAGCCUUAGACAGGCAACGUCAAAUGUACGAAGAAAAGAUUGAGGAAUUACGUAACCAAAUGGUUCCAAUGGGGCGGCAGAGUAUGGGAGAGCGUACAUUCAGCAUCAGCUCUUUUAGUUCGGGAUACGGAUCAUCAAGGAUGUCAUGGUGUGAUGACAGGUGAUUAAUUCUUUCUUAUAGCUCCCAUACAUUUCAUCAUAAAUCUGCUGGGAGAAUUUGGUGCUGUAUCAAGAUAUCAACUACAAGCAGAGUCAGUCGUCAUGGCAGCCACUUGGAGUCAUUAAGCGCUCUGAAAGCUGAGGGUAAUUGCUAUGGUUGGGUACUGAAAAUCUAAUGCUUUGUUUCUUCGUUAUUUUUUUAACCAGCAGGGAGAAUCUGAUUCAGUUUGAAAGAAAACCCUUGGUGCUCAGAGAGGAAGUGAUCAAAGCCAACACUCUCGUCAGGGAAGCCAACCAGUUGAGUGAGGAGAUGGGUAAAGAAACAGAAUUUGCCGUGACGCUUCAGGUACAUUGAUAGAUUUAGGUAGAACUGUGGUUUAAUGAGGCGUAGUUUGAAAUGUGACAUGUGCUGCCCCGUAAGGUUGCUAACAUUAUCCAGCACAAAACUCCUAGAGUGCAUUUUGAUGCGGUCUCGUGACCGUAACGGCCAAUAGAAUAAAGGAAAAUAUCACAAGCCAAUGAGAAAACAGAUUGAAAACUUGCGUGGGUUUAAGGGAGUGAUCCAAGUGCGAUUGUUGGAAGUAUUGCAUCUUGACGAGUCAUCUAGACAAAUUACCGAGCGAGAAUUACUUGCGACACUCACUUCAAAAUAGCUUUAUUUGCAGCGAGUAUCUCAAUUUGUUUUACUGACCUUUUGCAUGAAAUAGCCUCUCAAAUGUGCGUUUCCCCUUGUCAGUUGAUUAAUCAGGAAAAUGUGAUUAUUAAUCAGAUUCCAACAUCGAGUUUAAGUUUUGGCCGGAGCAGACCUGGAUUCAGUAGUGAAGUUGCCAUUGUUGUGAAACACAAGUCGAAAGGGACACAGAGUGAGUUUCUGUUCAUUGUUCUAACCUAAAUUGCCCUCGCUAAACGCCACUUUUUUUGUCAAGUAAUUUAGUGUUAACAAGUGAGUUAAUAACGUAAUUUGGCCACCGUAAAGAGUUUAAAGGCGUACGUUUCAAGCGUUAGCCCUUUUUCAGAGCGAUUAUCGAAGGGCUAACGUUCGAAACGUCAGCCUUUAAACUCUUUACGGUGGCCAAUUUACGUUUCCAACUCAGUUGUUAACACUAAAUUACCUGCUAUACUCUCCCACCGACGUAGUACCACAGUUUCUUUAGAAACCUACCCCCUUUAUUCGUUUUUUUUAAUUUGUCAGAUUGGUUAAUAACACUGUUAUAUCAUGUUCUCUGUUUCAGUUUGGUCCCUGGAGAAGUUGUCCAACAAAAUCUACGACAUGAGAGAUCUCUACAAUCAGUGUGUUGAAGACGAUAUUCCUUUCUCCGAAACGGUAAAUACAAGUUUGGCUUACUGAGGUGAAUUUUCAGUGACUUACUUCGUGAAUUGCUGAGACUAAAGAUAAAUAACCUGCAGAAAAAGGAAAAAAUAUGAACCCUUAUUGAAGUUUGACUUAAAUCUCAACUCAGUUGGAAUGGUUUGAUAUGGAAAAGCGUAUUUUAAAGCAUAUUUCUGUUUUGUCAGGAUGAAAACUUGGAUCUGUUUUUCGAGGUGGAGUGCCACACCCUGAUCGGUGUAGCUAACGUUUUUCUUGAGUGUCUGUUACACGAUGUGAACCAUGAGUAUGCAGCACCGAUCAUCAGUCAACAAGGAGAGGUGAGCAUAAAGGCCAUCCAAUUGACAUGCUUCAAGAGUGUCAUGAAGAAGGGUCUCGUAGAGGGCUUUUUCCUUCGUUAUUGUUUUGCACUAGAAAGUUAAAUUGUUUCUUCGAAACUGCGAAUUGAGAUCUUCGGAAGAUUCUUAGGGUGUCUCGAUUUUCGAUUCGCGAAAAUCGAAACUCGAGCCUCGAUUCUUGAAAGUUUCGAAUCUAAACUCUCUUCUUCCAUUUGAGCAGUACUGUUUUCGUAUUGGAGCUCCAUCUGGCUGUUGGGCGAAGCCAGGAUAUUUCGUCAGGUUUUCCUGACAUUUUAUUGGUGCUCUCUGAAGCUCCCGACUCUAGAGAGACGUAAUCGUAAUUUUUCAUCUAAAUUGCUAAAUAGAACUUACUGAUAUGGAUAUGAUUUUACACGUAUGUGACCUUUGCUUUGCUUCCUUUUCAUUUCAGGUUUGUGGCCGGCUGAAGGUCGAGGUUUCUAGGAUUUCAGGUACAUGAUUUACGAAAGCGUUUAAAUGAGCGUGAAUUUUUGUGAACAAGCGUGUUGUUGUGUUACGUGCUUUGGUCGCGUGGAGGUUCGCGACAUAUCGCCGCGAAACGAUUCGAGAAUAGGUCACUACGACUGUUUACUUCGUUUGACAUGAAUAUAUUUUCUCGGAGAGUAGUUGUCCAUGCGAAAGAUUUUUUUUCCCCGUUUUACGUCGCCAAAUUCAAACUGGUUCAAAUUCAUGGGUGCGAUUGCGUCGUGUAAAUGAAUCACAGAAACGUCCCUGAUAGAUAUGCUUUCGUAAUAAUGUGUCGUGGAGAACUUUCUCCUUGUGUGUCGCAUUGUAACGGUUUGGAAUCCAAGAAUUUCAAGCAAAAUGUUUCAUGCUUCAUGUAAAAUCUGCACCGAGCGUGAUUGUAUAAUUUGUUUAAAACGGGGUAAGGUUUCUGUUCAACUAACCUAUCUCUUCUUGUACGUUUUCAACAACAGAGAAAGCUCAGAAGAAGAAGUCUAGAGAGGCUGAAGGUGAUGCUGGAGAAACCUCGAGCGACGAAGAGGACGAUUUGUUAGUCAUACAUGAUGAUAAUGGUGAUGAUGACGAUGAUGAGCUGGUCAAAGGCUCGCAGAUGCAUGUAGAGGUCAAGGUUGUUGAAGCUUAUGACCUGCCCCCAGCUCUGUGCAAUUACGUGUUCUGUCAGUACAAGUUUUGGAAUGACGAUAAUACCAUUGUGGUACCCCCGAUCAAUGCCAGUAUUUCUCAGCCGGGGCCAAAGACAAACACGAUGAUUUUCGAGCAUAAGCAGGUAUGCUCAUUUGCAUAAGGCUUACUUUUCAUUUGCCGUACUGAAUGUGGUGUAUUUCGACGGCGAACAUAUGUAGUCCAACUUACGCUUCGGGGGAACAAGGGAACUGAGCGCAAAAGUGAAAUAUAAUUUAAGCUCCAUGUUUGGCUCAAGACAAGUUUGACGUUUGCGGCAGUAAUUUUCAAAAAGGAAUCCUCUCUAUUUUGUUGGCUAGUAAAGGUCUUUUGUAUUUCUUUAAGCCAUACGAACUAAGAGUUUGUCUCGGUUUCAUCAGAAUGGAAUAACGACACGUCAUUAUUUUUCAUCCGGAGAGGAAAAUAUGACUGAUAUAAUAUAUGUUUAAAUAUUUUCAGUUAUUUGACAUGGAAGUUACGGACGAAUUCGUCGAGUAUGCAUCAGAGGGCUCGCUGGCCAUUGAAGUCUGGGGAAACCGAAUGAAAGGAUUUGAUUCACAAAGUAAAGUAAUGCUAAACUGGAACGUGGAACCUCAGCAAAAAGGACUUCACGACAGGUAUCUGCAACGACCCUUUUCUUUCUUUUGUUCUUGUCUAGCUCUUCGUUAUUUAUGUAAAUAAUAACGAAGUCUGCAUACGACAUAUCGUCAUUUAGAAGCUGGACUGUAUCCCAAUAUUUGUAGCAUCAAGUGUGAAGGAAUCAGUUUCCUUUCCUUGGAUGGGAUGUUAGUUCAUAGGAUCCAGCGCACUGACCAUUAGGCGAGGCGUCUUCACAUUUUGAUCGUGGCAUCAACAGCUACAAUUCCUUGGUCUUGCUUGUAACGUAAUAUCUUUACCCCACAGGUGGGGAGAACUUUUACGAAAGAUGCAGCUCUGGGUGGAAAUAUUGGAAAUUAACGAUCAAGGGGUCUAUGCACCAGUAGAACUACACAUUCAAAAAGACAAUCUAACUGGUGGAGUAUUCCAGCUUCGUCAAGGCCACUCGAGGCGAAUUGUUGUGCGCGUUCAGCCUGUGCCGAGGGCCGGUUCUCUUCCGGUUGUGUGUGACAUCAUUUCCGCUGUGUACAUUGGAAGUGUUAGUAUGAGAACCAAGAAUCAACAACCGCUGGACAGCUAUCAAGAGAAAGAUCUUGCUAUGUAAGUGUUUUUUUUUUUUAUUGAAAGCAAAUUAAACAUAGUUCACUUGGAAAAGUUAUCCUCAAUCCUAAAGUGCUUUAAAGAUUCCACUCAAAUGUUUUUUGCUCUAUUUUCAGUAUUCCUUUUAUAUCAGUUUUCGAUCUUUAUUUUUCUUCAUAGUCUGCGUGAAAAGUGGUCCACUUCUCUGAUGAAAAGACGAGAGUAUUUGGACGAGCAAAUACACUCCUUAAUCGACAAACAAGGUAACGCUUGAGGAGAGAUUAGGAAGAGAAUUGGCCUGCUUGUCGGUGUCGGCAGUAGGGGCAAUGUGCGUGGAGGGAGAAAUAAAAAUCAGAAAAGGACAAUGUGGACUGGAGUGUGUUCCUUCCUUUCGCAUGUUCCUCCUGCGCUAGAUGGCGCUUACCACCCUCUCCAAGCUUGCUGCGCUGGCUUAGAAAAAUUCGAGUUUUUUAUUCAGACCAAACGAGGCACGCAGUAAGAAUUUAGCACUGUUUCUGUUGCAUCAAGCAACAAGGAGUGUUGCCACCCCUUGUGGAAAAGAUUUUGGUCCCUCGUCGGUUGCCCAAUGCAAAUUUAAAGCAAGCUAGGAUGAUUCAGCAUCGACAACUUUAGAAAAUUGAGGGUAUAUUUUCGUCUCUGAUCGGGACACGCUCUAACCUCAAGCAUAACUAUGAAGUAUGUUUCAUCUGCAGACAAAUCAGCGAGCGAUAAAGAGCGGGAGAGCUGGAUGAUCGACCAAUGGGUUUGUCUCACCGAGGAGAGGAACGCUGUCCUUGUUCCGAUACGAGGAAGUGGAAUCCCCGGUGCUCCGCCUCUUGAAGGGUAAGGAUCUUUCUACACGACCGCGUCGGCAUCUCACCCCGAGUAACUACUGAUUAGGGUUAAGGAGACUACUAGCUGCUAAUUAAAUAUUUACAUGUUCCCUCAGGGGUUAAAUUCUUCCGGGUGUUCUUUUAUAGGACUGUGCCGCUGGGAAUGGAGAAGUACAACCCUGUUAUCUUUCUGGAUUUACAGAAUGGUAAGGCAAUCGAUUUAACUUUGUUUGGUUGGUUUAAAAUGUAUGUUGCUUCGCAUUUGUUAUGGGAAGGUGAAGAAUUUUGUAACGUGUGGUGAAAAUUUGCCCUUCGUAGAAACACAUGCUCUGUGGAGAGGUUAUUACUUAUACUCUCUUUGGAAUUUCUACCCAAGGAAAGCGUUGUGUGUUGGAGUGAGGUUUCCUGGUAUGAAAGCGUGACAUAAGAAAUUUUCUACGCAAGAUGUGCGCGAUUAUCUUUGUGAUCUCACUCGGUCUUUUCUGUUUUUAUAAUUUCUUUCGAAUCAAAACCAAUCUUGCUUUUCGCAGAGAGAGGAAGAAAGAAUUAUAGAUAAAUAAGUGUGUUGCCCUCUCCUCCCCACAGAUGAUGUGAGAAGCGGCUGUAUGGAAGAAGGAGGCCCGGCAGGAGUGGAUUCUACUUUGGUGUUCGAAAAUUCCGACCACAUGAUGGAACUACCGAUUAUAAACUACGAUCAGAAGCAGGUUUGUGAUCAACACACCCCGCGUGUGUAAUUAUGAACGUGAAUUCUUUUCAGGCAAGUUCAGGGUGCUUAGUCACGUGACUUUUUACCUCACUGACUUAAGUCACGACGGUAUCACGCCAUGGCUACCACCUGAGCUAAAUAUAUCAGAGCAAUCAAAUUAUCUUCUUCCCUGCACCCUACUUGGCUAUUGUGGUUUCAGUGGUAACUGUGUUUGGGCUGCAUCAAAUGUGAUUCCUCGACAUUGUGCGUGAUAUCUUUUAUAAUGACUUGUAGGUUUCUGCCACUGUGUUAUGGGAUUCGUCAAUUCACGACUCCGUGUUUCUUAACCGUGUCACGCAAUCACAUGAAAGAGUUUAUCUGAUCUUGAAGGUAUGUUAGAAAACUACAAAGAAAUCGCUUUCAAUUAAGAUAGAAUUUAAGAUAGAAUUUUCCUCAAUGAACAUAACUGUUGCUCAUUAAACCCUGUUACUUUGUGGGGUUGCUAUUUUAUCUUGGAAGCAAAUUCUUAAAAGCAUUUUAGAACUGAAUUUGUGGAACUUUAAAUGGAGAAUUCUUCAUUAAAUCGGAGGAGGCAAAGGUUAAAAUGAUCCUAUUCCGAUUACCCUUCCUAACUGCAGAUCAUCGUUCGCCUCGCAAGUCCAAUCGCGAUGGAUCUGGUCCUUCGGAAAAGAAUUUCAGUCAAAAUAUACAAGAAACAAAGCUGGAAAGACAGUUUGCUGAGAAAAAUUACAAAGGUAUGUGAAACUUCUGGCAGUUGUCCCUUUUAAGAUAUAUUUGGUUUCGUUCAUACGUCAUUUUUUUGAUUGACGUGUCGUACUGUGAUGUAUUAGAUUAAAAACUAAAUAUUUUGAUAAUUUAUCUUUUACAAGGAUAUCAUAACACGGUCUGGCGUGACGUACGAACUUGUUUCACACAUUCCACGGGUAAGUUAACGCUUACAAAAUGAACGAUUUUCUUGUCAUGAUAAUUUACCAAGAGGGUAAGAGUGAAUUUAAGCUGAGCUAGGAACAGAUGAAAUUAGGAGUAAUUUGAUAUGGCAUUUAAACCAUCUCUCUGGUAAAUAGAUAUUUGCCGUUUGCCUCAUAGUCGCCCUCUAACCCUCUAGGGCUUUGCUAUAGACCUCAAUAUUCUCCGUUCGACCCUUGCUUGAUGGAAUACGAGAAUUACGAGGUGAACAAGGGUACUGAUAAGUUCAUCUUUCAAUCACCUUGCAGCAACCGGGAGAGGAGACAGAAGAACGCGAGAGCCUGGCACAAAUGGCUGCAUUAGCUGUGGGGGAGGGGGAGGAGGAGGAUGAAUCCGUGUUGAGAAAGUACAGCAAAGGAAUCUCACAUGUGGAAAGUUUGUUGGCACUCGAUCGACUCAGACAGGUACGGCGCCAAAGAACUUGGUGGCUGUCAAGCGGUGCUCAAUGGGUAGCGCGUUGGACUCUGAAUUAAAAAGCCUGGAUUCGAGACCUGACCAAGUCAUUGUGAUGUGUUCACGAGCAAGAUUCUCUACCGUCGAAGUUGCUCUCCCUACGAAACUUGACGAAAUAAAGGGGUUUAAUUGGCGAUUAACUAGCGUAGCGUCCCAUUCAGGGGGGAAGUAGAAAUACCUCUAAGCGGUGUAUGUCACGCAAACCGGGAUAAUUUCCAGUGGGGGAGAACACGUGACUCCUAGUACACGAUUUAUGGAAGUAUUCAGUAAGGAGAUAGUAAUAAUAAUAUCGCUUGUGACCUUAAAUCACUUGGAUGUUUCUUCAGCAAUGCACCAACAAUUGAAAGCGUUUGUUUGUUUAUUUGUUUCGUCGCCCCAAAUUACUAAAAUGGGUGAAUUAUUGAGCGAAAUGUGCUUGUCUCUUUGGCAGGAAGUUAUGGUGAAGGAGAAACUGGCGGCCAUUGGAAAGCCCUUGAGGAAAUUCGCCAGUACUCCAAACUUGGCAGCUGCGGUAAGAUGUACUGCUUCUUUGGUCUUUGUUUAACUUAAGUUGGCUUUGUUAAUUACACAAUGACUUCUUACAAGUAGAAAAAAAAACAUUCACAAAAUAGUAGUUACAACCUCGACAAGUCUUGAGGCUCAUGAUUUUUGUUGUUGUUUUUCCUGCUUUUAUAGUCGGGGGACCUUUCGUUCGGGUUCAGUGGAAAAGACGAUCGAUUUGAUUCACCAGAGAGUCACAAACUUUGGAAUACAAGGGUGAGAAUCAGUUAUUUCAUAGAAGUCUCCAUCUAAUUUAUAUUUUAACAUUGUCAAUACACUACUACAUUAGAAUUGACCUUUUGUAAAAGAGAAGAGUGAAACAUUUGUGAACGUUCUUGUUAACAGGCUAACAACAGAAGCGAUUUUGUUCUACCGGGGAGUUUCACAGAUCCUCGGCCAAUAAGACCAACGAAGGAGGAGAUUUUACUUGACCUCUCACAAAUGAAUGAAAAAUUCAGCUCAUCACCCACUACAUCAGGUGUUGUAUUGCGGAAUUCAGGAGGCGGAUCAUCUAACUCACGCCCCAGCUCCCUUCUCAUGGAGCUUGAGCCUCUAGAAGAGGAUGAAUCUACUCCCGCACCGAGCCCUCAAGUCAGGAAAAAUCCCAAGGCUUUGUUCGACUUCCAAGAGACUACAGGCCAAGGGUCUACUGAAGGAACAGUCAGCCCCCUUUCAGAUGAACUUCGGGAACGUUCAGGUAGCGCAGAUACGCUAACUUGUGAAGAUCCCUCCGCGCCGACGCCAACGCCGACGGCGUCGGGUGAAGAUUUAUCGAAUCCGCCAGUACAGGCAAACGAUUUCAAAUCGAUCAGUCUGGAAAAUAACUUGAUAGAUUUUGCUUCCGAGAAGAGCAGUGCGAAGCCAAGUGUGGGGAUAACAUUACGCGGUUUAGAUGACGCUCUGGACGACGAAGAAGACGAAGAUGAACUCUCAUCGCUUCUCACACAAACUCAGGUAGAGGGGGAACCAUUGGAACUACUAGGAGAUAGCGAGGAGCAGAAUUCCAUUCCACACGAAAAGUCAAACUCUAGCAGUCGAGAGGAUCUGCUGGGUUCCUUCGAGGGGGAGGAUGUGCACGAUUCGCUGGAUUCCUUGGGGGAUUUGAAAAAGGGGCAGGUUAUUUGCAUCGGAGACAAAAAAACUGGCAGGAUUAGAUAUAUUGGACCAACUGAAUUUGCUCCUGGUGUUUGGAUUGGUGUUGAAUUGGACACCCCCUCAGGUGAGUCAUUUUUCAGUAAAAAUUUUAACUCAGUGUCCGAAAUAAACCUGGAUUGCUUUGGUUUUGCUGCUUGUCGCUCCGUGAUUGGUCAAGAAAAAUUGCGGGACCCUGUCAACCAAUCAGUUGCAACACUAAAAACGAGUACGACCUACAUGAAGUAACUCGUCUUUGUGUUGCUCUAGGCUCUAGGCUCUAGGCGGGUGACAUCUUUUUACUGCAAGUUCUCAUUAUGUUAUUGUACCCGCUGUUAUUACAUCAGUGUGAUUUUAGGCACUUAAUAUUAAAAGUUGGGAUAAGCUCUGCUAAUUAUUUACCUCAGUCUCGUGAGGAUAUUAAGCCUUGCAGAUAUGCUCCUCGUUUUGUGCGAUAUGGACGUUUUAUGGGCUAAGUUUCGUUUUGAUGAUUGUUCUCGUUCACUAGGAAAAAAUGACGGGUCUGUGAGUGGUCAGCGGUACUUCGCCUGUAAGCCUCGUUAUGGAUCCUUUGUAAAACCCGAAAAGGUAUUUCCCAUCGACUCUGUCAAGCGCGAACUAGCCGACCAGAAAGGCUUAGGGCGAGCCAACAGCCCUACCCAGAGUCCCGUGGUUAUGAGAAAACAAACACGUGACAACCGACGUAAGAAUGAAUGGAAAAGAAAAUCAAACAUUUUAUUUUAAACAACUUAAUUUGUUGUAAACCACAGAUAAGAGACAAAGUUGAGGACAAUUUUCGGAAGACUAUCAGUCAUAUAUUUUUAAUCAAAACUGUUCCGUUCGGGAAACAAGCAAUCCGUAUUCAGGAAUUUGGAAACCAUUUGAAUUUAUACAUAGGAUGUGGCAAAUAGUGGACACACUGUUUGAAACCUUUUUAAUUCUCAGGUAUAUUUAGUAUUAUUCAUACAAUUAGAUGUAAAAUUAUUUCUCGUGCGGUAAUUUUGCUCUCGGAGAGAACCAAAAAAAAUUUUUGAUAAGUAUGUGGCUACGCUGCGCGCGCUGCGGGCUCCGCUAUUAGUCUGGUUUAGAAAUAAGACCUCCAGAACGUUGCGAAUCAACCAGAAAAGACGAUUGGUGGCCAGAGAUGGACAGGUUUAAAAUCGCAAACUUAAGUCGGUGGAGGCGAACAAUAAGGGUGAACAGAGAUGGUUAAGAAUGGAGAUGAUAUACACGGGCUGAGGAUAAUGAACUGGAGAAAUGUAAAAGGAAUUUUCCAACAUUCGCCAUUUGUGAGGAGCUCCUUUUGUUUAGGUUAAAGUGUAGAAACGGCUGGAAAAAUUAGUAACGUAGACGGUUCACAAAUUGCAUUUUAUCGACUUUAAUAAUCAUUUCUUAUGUGCCACAACGUUAUAUACAUUGGCGGAUCUUAAGUAAUUUUGACGGAAUGUUAGGAGCUCCAAGCUUGAAAUGAACAGAAAUGAGAUUUAGAAUUACCCGCAAGUAAAUUAUGAAUUGUACAGUUUCGAAUUCGAAUACGCGGGAAUCAGCAGUCAUUUGUGAGUGGGUAAAAUGCAGGAAGAAAUUAAGACAUGUAUUUAUUUUAAUAGUUUAAAUUUUUUGUAGCGAUUUGUAUUUAAACAAAUGGGUCUGGGCUCUCCUCGACAAGCCUCAUACACCCAAGUAUUAAGAAUACCCCUCGGGUAAGAGGACGCUGGUAUGCCCCAGGGGGACAACGUCCUAUAAUUCCCAGGGGUAGAGAUAUAACCCCUGAAAACAGUAACUGCUUUUGGUAAGGAAGGGAAGGGAGUUUGUUUGUGGGGUGGGGUUGAGUGGCCUAAAGCCGUUGUUGUUCAGAAUGUAACAAUUUUGGAGUUACAUUUUGACAUUACACCAACGUUUUCAUACACUGCCUUUCUCGCACUCCGACGAGAGAGGCAGGGAGCUGGAUCGAGGUUUGAUCAGAAUGGCGAAAGUUUAGAAGUGAGGGUCACAGACUUUAAGGAGAACAUGGAAUCGGAAGUCCCCUUCCCUCUUAAUAAUUCUGGAACUAAGGGAACGUUUUAUACCAUAACGAAGGUAAAUUUUAAAAAAUAUCUAACAACGCCGAUGAAUAAAAGAAUUUAAUAUACAGAUUGUUUUUCAUAACUAUUUGGGGAAAUGAUAGUUUUAAAUUGUAACUACGAUUAGCUCAAAGAGACCUUUGAAAAAGUUAUUACCAAAUUUUAAGGGACUGGGCACUAGAAAGGAAUGUGUAAAUUUACUGGUUAAAGUGUUGGCUGUCUGUUUAUUUUUCCUCUUAUGAAAGUUAAUCGGUAAGUAAUGUAAGUUAGAUUUGCGGUAUAAUUUUAAAAAAGUGGGCGGAAUAAACGAAGGUUACCGC